GGCCGCGGGGUUUGGUUGCACAGAGGCUGCAGUUUCAGUUUGUUUUAUUCACCAUUUUGAGUAGCUGAAGGUAAAAAAAAUUAAGAAUAUUUGCGUGUGGAGGACAAGCCGCUGCCGUACUUUUAUUUUCACGCGCUAGCUCGGACGGUGGAGUUGUGCGUCAACCUCGCUCCCCUCGGUGUUUUGCAGAGCGGGAAUCUAUAUUUCUUUUUUUUCCCCUGUGCUUUUUCGUCUCCCCCCUUUCUUACAUCCUUAACCUCUACAGUAUUCCUGCAAAAUGUCAAGACCAGUGAGGAACAGGAAAGUGGUGAACUACUCACAAUUCAACGAGUCUGAUGAUGCAGAUGAGGAGUAUGGUGACAGUAAGCCUAAGAAGGUGCGCACAGCCCCUCGUGAGCCCAAGCACAAGCGCUCAAAGAACUCACAGGAUGACAGCGAGGAGUCUGAUGACAAGCUCUCUAAAUCCAAAAAUGAUUCAGCAGAUGACUUUGGCAGCGAUGAUGAAGACAAUGACUUUGGAGAGGAAGAGGAUGAAGAUGGAGGAAGCGACUAUGAAGAAAAAAGAGGGAAAAAGGCAAAGAAAGCCAAGGUGGAGAAGCCCAGCAAGAGGGGGCCGAAGAGAAAACGGGCUGCAGAUGACAGUGAUGAUGACAGGGAAGUGAGUCGAAAGCGUACAGUGCGCCAGGCGGCCUCCAAGGCAGUGUCCAAACAGAGGGAGAUCCUGCUGGGUGACGGAGGCAGUGAGGAUGAGGAGCACGAAGACCAAGAGGAAUCCUAUAUGGACCCCGACGAGUCUGGCAGCGACGAGGACUUCAUGGUGGAGGAUGAUGAUGACAGUGACUAUGGUCACUCCAAGAAGAGAGGCAAGAAGGUGAUUCGACGGGGACGGCCGGACAAGAAGGAGAAGAAAAGCCCCAAACCUCGACUAAAGGCCACAGUGACCCCCAGCCCAAUGAAAGGAAAGGGCAAAGGGCGCCCCAGCGCCAAGGCCCUGGAGAAGAGCUCACCCAAAGAGGAGGAAGAGGAGGACCCCGAGAGUCCCCUGGAGGAAGAGGAGGAGGAGGCAGAGAAGAAAGAGACCUCCCCCGCCCCCAAGACGACGAAGGAGGCCGCAGGAGGAGAUGAGGAGGAGGAAGACGAAGAGGAGGAGGACGGCUCGGAAGAGGAAGCACCCUCUGGAGAAGACUAGAAGAUGGUACCUGCUGAAGCCCAUCCUCCAUGUCUCUCUGUGUCUCUUCUCAACGUUUUGUUUUCUUUUGUUGCUCUGCGUUUAGAGUUGUUGUUGGGUUGUUUUUUUGUUUUGUUUUUUUUCCCCCUUUUUCUUUUUCUUGUUUUUAUUUUUAUUUCCUCCUGGUGGCCUGGCUCAAUGGUUUGGACUUUGUGUGCGUUUUUUCAUAUUUUGCUUCUCCCCCCCUCCGACCAAGACAUUGUGCUCAUGUGACCACACGGUGUUUGUAAGGAGUUUUUCAUUUUCAGCACCGGAGUCACAGCAUUCAGCCUUACUCACCCUCCCGUCUGCACCAUUUACAUUCUGCAUCUAAGUGUGAAAAUUCAGACAAGUCUCUGCCUUUCCACGAGCUCAGUGCUAGUGAGCAUCCGUCCUUGGUGUGAACAAACCAGUUCACUUGUGUUUGUGUUUUUUUUCCUCCCCUGGGAUAACCAGUGAUCUGACAUGACUGGCCACAUUUUUUUUCCUGUUUAUCUGACCGGUCUGCGAUUACAGGGAGUAUCGUUCAGAGCUUCUUAGUAUCCAUGAGUAAAGCGCUGUAUUUACAAAGCAACGUUCAGGCAGCACACGCAGGGCUGAAGCUUUUACCCUCUCUUUGGUACUUUGUGCUUUUAAACCAGGAGCAUGUUUUAACAGGGCAGCGUUAUUUAGGUCGUUCUUUUAAAACCUUUGAAACUGUUCUUUCAGUUUAAAGCAGCGUCUUAGUUUUAUUUUCAAACCCUCUCCUGCUUUUUUCAGGCCGUGCUGGUGCCCUGAACCCUUGUCGUGUGGCUGUGUGGAGACUGAAAUAAAGUGCGUUAUUUUGAAAGUGUUCCACUCAUAGCUGCUGCUUCGAAGAUCAGUUUAAACCAGUAAAGGUGUGCUCAGUAGACAGACGAAGUGGCGGGUCACCGCUGAGUGUUUGCUACAUGCUGGACCGCAGCUGUCACACAUUUCAAGCCAGCAUAUGUGUGAUUUUAUGUACUUGUUUAGAUUUUUAUGGUUGUGGGAGUACUUCCUGUCACAGGGUCUGGCUUCUUCUCUCUCAGCCCAUCAGCUGCCUAUGUGAAAUGGUUUUUGGUGUAUUUUUGGGCUUUCUGAUGGUGCACCAUGCUACGUGAAGCAACCCCCACCCCUUUCAAAACACGAUCCCCACCUGCCUGCAUGGCUAUAACAUCUUCUCAGCAUUCAACCCUUUGUGCCAGGCACCCCCCUAAGUCUUUCUGUUUGUUUUAUUUUCAAGAAAUGCAAGAAGAGAUAUUUCUUUUUUUUUCUUUUGAGAGUUAAAAAAAAUGAAUGUCAUUUUUUCUCCUGUUGGUUCAUUGUUCUAAUUCUCUAUUCAGAUUUUUUUUUUGUAAUGUUUGUUUUUUAAGAAAAGAAAUAAAAUGUAUCUUGAUUUUAAAGAAAAAAAGUUGACCCUAUCCAAUCUGUUCUGCCUGAUGGUUGGACCCAGCCACCCCUCCCUGAUUUACUCCUGUCCUUCAUUCACUCUCUUCUCCCCCUCUCCCAGUCCCAUCGGCUUAAUGGUUACUGUUGGUAUCCAUGUCCAUUUGUUUAGAGCUUUGGUUCAUCCAUUAGUAUUUCACAAGCAGAUACUUUUUUCAAUUCAGAAUUAUACAGUACUGAGGCUCAGAAAAGAUCAGCAGCUCAGUUUAUAUCCGGCAUUCAUUUGUCUUUUAAUGCCUUAAUUUUCAUUGAGUUCAGUUCAGUAGUGGCUCUGAUAACGUCGUUGGAGGCCUGAGAAUGUAACCUGUCCUCAUGUUUUAGGUCUUUGCUACAAGCGGCAAAUUAGGCUUAGAACAAGUCAACAAUUUGUAUGAUCAGCAGACCAUCCAAAGCCAUAAACGAUCUCAAAACUAGUGACUCGGAGAUCAGGUGCAACACUUGUGAGAUUGUCCUUUUUUGCGAUGAGUAGUGUUUUGAUGUCAAAGAAAAAAAUAUAUAAGAAAAAGCUGCUAUUGUGAUCUUGGGAACAUAAAUUCAUUAUUAGGCGUUUGUCAGGAGAAACCCUGAUUCGUCCCAAGGCUGCAAUAGAAACCAGUCCUGGAUGUGUACAGGACACACUGGAACCUAGUCCUUGGUUCAGAAGCACAUUCAAUUGUUUUACACUGUCCUUAUCAGCGGGUUAGUGUGUUUUUCUACGUUCAGGUCCUGAAUUGGCACCCAAUCCUUAAUGACGUUUUAAGACGAUUGGAUAUGAACAAGAAAAUAGGAAAAAAAAGUUUGUUUAUACCAAUCUAAAGCUCUGAGAGCUGUUUGCAGUAGGAUCAGAUACUGUCUGUAGAUCACAGCGUUGAGGGCUUGAGUGAGGGUCCUCUCCAUCCCACAGGGGGCACAUGGCAUAAGGCUGUGAAUUUCUCCUCUUUCAUCCAUUCUACGAUUUCUUCUGUUGUACUGUUUUUGAUGUUUUUUUUCUAUCUACCUUCAGUUGUACUGGCAAUGUAAAUGUAAGCCAAGUUGUGAUUCCUACAGGAGACCAAGUGAAGAAGCUUUUGUCAGUAGUGUGGAAAAGGAACGCUGAACUCUUGAAUCUUUUGCAUGUUGUGGAAAAAGUGCGAAGCGAUGAUGCUGGUGAUGGCAAUAUUGUGGUCUUACAAAAAAAAAGUAUUAACAACGACGAUGUUGAUAAUGUUUUGGUUUCCCAGCUUCUAAUAAAGGCAACCUACUUUUUAUACGGAUUUAACUACUUGUUU
This is a messenger RNA of Chelmon rostratus (copperband butterflyfish), 3900 nucleotides long. It is a transcript of the gene nucks1a, whose product is annotated as nuclear casein kinase and cyclin-dependent kinase substrate 1a. Gene Ontology annotation, biological process: interstrand cross-link repair; double-strand break repair via homologous recombination. Lineage: Eukaryota; Metazoa; Chordata; Actinopteri; Chaetodontiformes; Chaetodontidae. Gene Ontology annotation, cellular component: cytoplasm. The coding region runs from base 278 to 1189 and encodes 303 amino acids. The record is from RefSeq and is a predicted model, not a curated record. Gene Ontology annotation, molecular function: single-stranded DNA binding; double-stranded DNA binding. The transcript is spliced from 8 exons.